Messenger RNA from Penicillium nucicola, 678 nucleotides. RefSeq lists its product as uncharacterized. The transcript has 2 exons. Bases 1 to 678 code for a protein of 225 amino acids. Lineage: Eukaryota; Fungi; Ascomycota; Eurotiomycetes; Eurotiales; Aspergillaceae. The record is from RefSeq and is a predicted model, not a curated record.
AUGUUUCCCUCGGCCACAGCGCGACUCGCCUCGCAAGUACAUAUUACAGCAUGGCCAACACCAAGAAAUCUAGCAGAAAGCAAAUUAGUUCUCAAGGCACUCCAAAAGCACGGUGAAAUCGUCUCAUACCGAAACCUCAAGUACGACACAACCAAUGACUCCCCCAAUCGCCAUCGACCAAUGCUCGCAAUCUACGAAAACGCCGAAGCCGCAGAGCGCGCUAUCGACUCAUCACCAGUAACAAUCCCACUACCACCCGGCUCCGCGCCAAUCCCCCAAUCCAAUAAACACGCCAACCCCCUCAAAGACAAAUCAGCCAGUUCACCGGAUGACUCGCCCUCAAUAAUGAUCCAGAUCCAAUCCUCGCGCCAUAACCAUCCCUCCAAUAUCAGUCGCAAUCCCUUUUACACAACAUACAACAUGCACAAGAUGAGUCCGAUGUACAAGGAUCUUAUCCGGGAGGGGGUGCCCGUGCGGGAAUUGGCGGAUUGUCUACCGAGUAAGAAAUAUCAUAUUGGGAUUGGGGUGAAGGAGAACAUCCAGGAGGAGAAUCGGUGGAUGGGAGCGAUGAGUUUGAUGGAUCUGUGGAAGGAAGGGCUAAAGGAGAAAGAAGACCAGAAGGAGCUUGGAGAUUCAACCGAGAAGAGAAAGCAAUAUGAAGAGUUUGGGGAGUUCUAA